Molecule: messenger RNA, 1316 nt
Organism: Trichoderma atroviride IMI 206040
Lineage: Eukaryota; Fungi; Ascomycota; Sordariomycetes; Hypocreales; Hypocreaceae
Source: RefSeq, a predicted model, not a curated record
AUGUCUCUCGGAAAUGGAUUGGCGUUGUUUGACACUUUGCGGAAAGCUGCACGUGUCGUAUGGUUGUACUUUGUCACAACAGUUCAACAUAUCGACCGAGAUCUCAAGCCUUACAUUUGCCUGUUUGAGGAGUGUUCAGAUGGACAUUCGGCAUAUCCAACAUUCAACGAGUGGUGCAGGCACAUGAAACUUCACGAUUCGCGAUGGCAUCAAAAGAUCUAUUUAACGCCUAACUGGGUAUGCCCCCUCUGUGCAGUCUCCGAAAACGUUUAUAAUAGCCCACAAGCCCUCUACUUGCAUCUGACUGGAUCUCAUGCUUUGGAGAUUGAUGGCGAGGAUUUAAAUGACGACUUCAAAAGCAAUUCUGUCGACAUUGAUGAGGAAAAUACACGCAGUUUCAUCUCAAAAGACACUGAUCUAGGAAGAUCGUCCCAUCAAAGCUCUUUGAGAGAUGUAACUAUGGAGGAUAUUGAUGGUGAGAAAGCUAUGCGACCCUGCAAAACUCAAACUGCCCCUACUUCUCAACAGGGAGGAAGUCCCUCUCAGUUGGAUAGAAGCACAGCUGUGCCUUCUCGUCUUUCCAACAUCGCCCCCAGACCCCCUCAGCCUGCUCUAGGCUCCAACACGCCUCCGCCUGUUCUCCCGGUUAUUCAGCUCCAAGCUGAUGCUACUGCUUCGAAUUCUCAGCCGCCAUCUCAACUUGCCCUCGAGAAUAAAUCAGAUACGGGCGAUGAAGGCACUUUCUCUCCUGAUAUCAGCGGUACUCUAAUGGCCACAAAGACAGCUUCUCUUUCUCCACCCGAGGGAGAUGCAAUCUUAAAUGAUAAGGUUGACUUCGCGCGUUCCACUAAGGAUUCUACGACAGUCCCUGAUGGUUUCGGCACAAAUGCAAUUUCGCCAAAGUCUCCAAGACGUGCAAACUUGGGUAAAAGUCUGACCCUCGCGCCUUGGCAAGACGACUCCGCAGUCCAGGAUGGGUUUGAUCCAAAGCCAGAACCAGAAUCAGCUUCACCAUCUGGGGAACGGCCUAAAACUUACCCAUUGACAAAAUUCCCUGGCUACGAUUUUUUCGAGGCGAUUGACAAGGGGGAUAUACCCACUAUUGAAAGACUACUGGAGAACGGUGCUGAUUUGGAGGUAGCAGAUGAAUUUGGCCGUACACCCCUUUGGCGCGCACCUGAGGCUAGGGAUAUGAUCCAAGAUGAUAAACCGAGGGUGAGCGCGAGAUGGACAAACCCGAUCACAGAGGCCUUUGACAAAAUGGUCAAUUCAUUGUCGUUGAAUUAUUUCUUGGAGGAGUUGAUAUGAGGCACAAG